Messenger RNA from Closterium sp. NIES-67, 2984 nucleotides. NCBI's taxonomy places the organism in Eukaryota, Viridiplantae, Streptophyta, Zygnematophyceae, Desmidiales, Closteriaceae. The record is from the annotation of a GenBank genome assembly.
GGUAUUUGACUGACCCCUUCUUCGUAAAUGACAGCCAUCUCCCAAUCACUAUACGGAAAGGUGUCUAUUAUUUACGAAGCGGGACUGAUCGAAUUUGGGUCCCAAGUUAUCGUCUACUUCGCGAAUUACUAAUUCAAGAAGUCCACGAUUCGAAUUUAUCGGGACAUUUCGGGGUUGACAAAACUCUGAAGGCGUUGCAGCGGUUUUAUUACUGGCCAGAUAUGGUGACGGACGUACAGCGCUACGUGGCCGCGUGUCCGAUCUGCCAGCGAAUGAAGUCAUCACACCAGCGACCUACAGGACUGUUGCAGCCCCUCGAGCCACCUCAACAGACAGCGCGCCUGUUCAUCUCGACCGUUGUUCGUCUACACGGGAUACCAGCAGCAAUCAUUAGCGAUCGAGAUCCGAAGUUCACGUCAAAAUUCUGGCAGGACACGUGGGCUCGGUACGGCACGCGUCUACAGUUUUCAUCCGUGUAUCAUCCCCAAACGGACGGCCAGACGGAAAGGACAAAUCAAACGAUGGAGCAGCUGAUUCGGACAAACUGCCCCGACCGGAAAAAAUGGGAGGACGUGCUGCCCAUGCUGGAAUUUUCCUACAACAACGCGCCCUCCGCUACGACUAAUCACUCCCCGUUUUAUCUCAAUUACGGGAUGGACCCUACAGUACCAGUCUCCACCAACGUUGAGAGUCAAGUACCACGAUCACAGCAGUUCGUCGAAGAAUUACAGACUGCCCGAGACAAAGCUGUCGAACUUAUCCGCAAGGCGAACGCUACUGCCCGACGGUAUGCGGAUUUACAUCGACGAGAUAUUACCAUGGCAGCCGGGCAACUAGUCCUUUUGGACACCAAGAAUUUACGCCUGCCACUACCGACGAAAUUACGACCACGUUUCUGUGGCCCAUUCAAUAUCAUGAAGAUGCUCAGCCCCAUGGAGCAAGCCGACAUGAAGAAACAGAUCGAGUAUCUCCUCGCAAAAGGACUCAUCCGACCAUCCACUUCGCCAUACGGUGCCCCAGUACUCUUCACACCAAAACCAGACGGAAGCCUCCGCAUGUGCAUCGAUUACCGAGCUCUCAACAAGCAGACCAUCAAGAACAAAAACUCAAUUCCACGAAUCGAUGACCUGCUUGACCAGCUUCGGGGAGCCACGGUAUUUUCCAAACUGGAUCUGCGGUCUGGAUACUGGCAGAUACGAAUGGCGGACAAUUCCAUCCACAAAGCUGCCUUCCGAACUCGGUACGUGUCGUACGAUUAUCUGGUAAUGCCGUUCGGAAUCACCAACGCACUGGCAACGUUCCAAGCCGAAAUGAACCACAUUCUAUGCCCACUCUUGGACGAAUGUGUGGUGGUGUAUUUGGAAAACAUCCUCAUCUACUCGCCCGACAUGCAGCAGCACGUCCAACACCUGCGACGCGUCUUCGACAUUCUUCGACGAGAACGAUUCUACGUCAAAUUAUCCAAGAGCGAAUUCGCCCUCGAGAAAAAAUUCGUCACCUCGUGUGCUACAUGUCAGCGGAUGAAGAGCAACAAGCAGAAAAAGGCAGGACUGCUCCAGCCUCUUCUUGUCCCAAAACAGCCAUGGCAAGUGGUUAGCUUGGAUUUCAUAAUCGGGUUACCAACUACCACAAGCGGUCAUGACACAAUCCUCGUCGUCAUCGACAAAUUCUCCAAAAUGGGACACUUCAUCUCGACACACACAACAGCACGCACCAAAGAGACUGCACAACUAUUCCUUCACUACAUCAUCUCACAACAUGGCAUUCCAACCACACUCAUCUUCGACCGAGACCCCAAGUUCACCAGCAAGUUCUGGAAGGAACUCAUGUCUCUGCUUGGGACAAAACUCGCCAUGUCAUCCGCCUACCAUCCGCAGACAGAUGGACAGACCAAGCGCCUCAACCAAAUUGUAGAGCAACUCCUCCGCGCAGCAGGCAAAGAUGAAAUCUCUAAAUGGGACUUGCAUCUGCCCGUCCUGGAAUUUGCCUACAACAACGCCACUCUCGCCAUAAAAACCGACAACAUCAGCCACAAGAAAGCCUCGGAACCUCCAGAAAAAAUCAAGGAAUUACUGAAGGAGUUCCAAGACAUUCUUCCUGACGAUCUUCCGAACGAGCUACCGCCAUACCGAACGCAUCAACACGAGAUCGUGGAGGAACCGGGUUCGAAGCCGACCUUCCGAGCACCAUACCGGCUCAGCCCUACGGAGCUGACUGACAUGAAAAAACAGAUCGAGUAUCUCCUAGCCAAAGGACUCAUCCGACCAUCCACUCCGCCGUACGGUGCCCCAGUACUCUUCACACCGAAACCGGAUGGAAGCCUGCGCAUGUGUAUCGACUACCGAGCUCUUAACAAGCAGACCAUCAAGAAUAAAUAUCCGAUACCGCGAAUCGAUGACCUGCUUGACCAGCUUCGGGGAGCUACGGUAUUUUCCAAACUGGAUCUGCGGUCCGGAUACUGGCAGAUACGGAUGGCGGACAACUCUAUCCACAAAACUGCUUUCCGAACUCGGUACGGAUCGUACGAGUAUUUGGUAAUGCCGUUCGGACUCACCAACGCACCGGCAAUGUUUCAAGCCGAAAUGAACCAUAUUCUACGACCACUUUUGGACGAAUGCGUGGUGGCGUACCUGGACGACAUCCUCAUCUACUCGCGCGACAUGAAGCAGCACGUCGAACACCUGCGACGCGUCUUCGAAAUUCUUCGACGGGAACGAUUCUACGUCAAACUGUCCAAGAGCGAAUUCGCCCUUGAAAAGGUCCAGUUCCUAGGACACAUGGUGAGCACUCAAGGAGUUCACGUCGACCCCAAGAAAAUCGAAGCCGUACGCACAUGGAAGACACCCGAGAACGUGAAGGAGUUGCAGCAGUUCCUAGGCUUCGCUAAUUAUUACGACAGGUUCGUGUCACAGUAUGCGAAAACCACUCACGAAUCUGCUGAAGAAGAACACGCCCUAUAAAUGGGAUCCAAUGCACCAGGAAGA